AUGAAUAAUACUCUUAAACUUAUUCAAUUAUAUCGUUCUAAUGCCUCAAGUUCAACGAAAUUGAACAGGUUGUGCUCGUUAGUUCGACAUUAUGCCUCUGUUCCUAAGCGAUUCUAUAAAAACACUGGUAUAUUACGAUCCGAUGGCAAAUUUGAAAUUACCCUAGACCAAAGAAAACUGAAAACCCCAAAAGGCAACGUAUUCGCAAUAGAAAGUGAACCCUUGGCUUUGGCUGUUGCAAAUGAAUGGAACUCCCAAAAAGACAAGAUCUAUCAAAGUAAAAUGCAUCUCACUACAUUGUGCAACACAGCUUUGGACAAUCCCAACAAUUUAACAAAAUAUGAUAUAGUUAAUUACAUCUCCAAUUGUUUAGACACCGACACGAUUUUAUUUCAAGCUAAUGAGGAGGAAGAUUUGUUCAAACUUCAAAUUCAGGAAUGGGAUCCUGUUAUAGAAUGGUUUAACGAAAAAUAUGAUGUGCACUUAAGCAAGUCCGUGCAAAUGGACAUCCCUCCAGUUAGCGAGAAAGAUAAGGCUCAAGUAACUAAGCAUUUAAUGUCGUACAAUUUCCCAGCUGUUACAGGUUUCAUGUAUGGAGUAGAUACUUUAAAAUCUGUAAUUCUAACAUUGGCCUGUAUAGAAAGGUUUAUAAGUCCGGAAAAAGCUGUUCUGUUGUCUAGAUUAGAGGAAGAAUAUCAAACUGGUCGAUGGGGGAGAGUGGAAUGGGCGCAUGAUCUAAGCCAGCAGGAUUUACAAGCAAGAUUAUCGGCUGUAGCUCUAUUUGUGUAUUUUAAUACACAAUGUAAUAACGUACAAACGAAAGAACUUAAUAGGUAA
Molecule: messenger RNA, 837 nt
Organism: Phyllotreta striolata
Lineage: Eukaryota; Metazoa; Arthropoda; Insecta; Coleoptera; Chrysomelidae
Source: the annotation of a GenBank genome assembly